UCUCUCGAUCGCGCGCAGCUGCCGUAUAGAUCUCUUUCCUCGUUUGCCGCUCGGUCGCGCGUUUUUGCCGAUCGCGACGCCUUACUGCCCGAUAUUCGCUCUUCUCUUAUUAACAAAAGUACAAGUUAUCGGGGAGUACGAGUGCCCUGCAUUGCAGUGAUAUCCUUUUCGAGUAACUUUUUUUCCCCUAUUUUGGCCCUUCCCGUAUAGUUACCGAUUUUUCCCGACUAUCACACCGCAAAAUAGAUUGUUUUUCAAGUAUACGCGUACAUGUCGAGCAAUCGGCAACGAUCGGCAUCGGCCAACAAGAGGCGACAACCCUAGUGUACUUUUUACGAGACGAUCCGGAAAAUCCGCCCAAAAACAUAAGGUCUUAAUGGAAGGGACAACGACGGGUGGUGGGGCUCAUUGUCGCGGUGGUGCAGGCGACGGAGCCGACAACGAGGACGAGAUCGAGGGGAGGUGAGGUGGUGCCCUUCGAGGAGGAGACAAUGCCGGGGGAGCAAGCACAGAAAAAUAACACCGGCACGGCAACUGGCGUCUGUCGCAUCUGUUACGAAGAUGCGGCAUCGGAGGAGCUGAUAGAGCCGUGCGAGUGCUCGGGCACCCUGGGCCUCAUCCACGCGAGUUGUCUGGAAAAAUGGCUAUCCACCUGGAACACCGAUCGCUGCGAGAUCUGCAAGUACACCUUCGCGGUCGAACGGAGGACAAAGUCUCCGCGCCAGUCAGUCAAACAGUGGUGGUGGACCCGAGGUCUGUACGGUCCCCAAGGGGUAACGGGCGACGCCGUGUGCCUUAUCGUCCUGACUCCCCUGUGUCUCGCGGCAACGUACCUCUGCGGCGUCGGAGCCAGUGCUUACGCUCGGCUCGACUCCUGGGAGGGCACGGGCUUGGCCAUUCUCUGCUGCAUGCUCGUCAUCACCUACUUUCUCUGGCUAUUCGUCACCAUGAGAUUUCACUACAAAUCGUGGAAGCAGUGGUGCCGGCGCAACCAAGAAGUCAAGCUGCUCGCCAAAUGUAAAUUAAGCGACGAGGAUCGGAAAAAAGCGCUCAACCGGCAGCAGCGCGGUGGUGAGAGGCCGGCAUCGACUAGCGAACUCGACAGGCUCUGCGGAUGGUUUGAUUUCUCCUUCAGUCGACGUCCCGAGCCGAUUUUCAAUUUUCACCAGCAAACGACCUUCGUGUGACCCGAAAUAUAUAUAUAUAUAUCUUUUUUUUUUUUUUUUUCCCCACGUAUAUAAUGUACGGUAACUACGGAUUUUUACUGGCAAUACAGUUGUGUGUAUGUAAGUGAGCAAGUAAAAAAAGGGUGACCGCGUGAUUUUUUUUUUUUUUUAUCAAAGCUGCUCCACCGUGGAAUAUAUUUGUGACUGUUUGAGAUUCAUAUGAUUUUUUUUAGUCCUGUGUAAAUAACAUGAUAUAACAUACGUUACAACAAGUAGUGGUAAGCCUUUGCGGUAAUUAUUUUUUUAAUCGUAUAUUGUACAAUGAUAAUACAUGCCUAUACGUGUUCAUACUCAAUAUGUUUAAUGCAUGUACAGAUACAUAUAUAUGUAUAUAUUGUUAUGUGCAUAGCUUAUACGUGUAGUUAAGAGUUUCUCCGUUGUGGCGAAUUGUGUAUAUGGAGCUUAAAAACAAAAAAAAAAAAUACUCGACUGUAGCUUUUAAAAUUCCCGUUAACUUAUUUUGCAAAAUGCAUUAUAUUAUUAUUCUGCCACAAUAUCGCACAAGUGAAUAAAAUUAUACGGCCACGUGUAUUCCAUUCGUUGACUUUUUAAUACUCGCGUAUCGAGUUAAACGACCGUACAUGUGUGAGUGUGUGGAAGCAACCAAUCACAAUCAGCGUGCACAUGUUGUGCAUUUACCUUCCGAUCAUUAAUAACUUUCACGUAAACUACAUUAUAUAUAUGUACCAACAAUCGAGACGGUGACAGUUUUUGUACUUUUUUUUUUUUUUUUUUUCGUGCCAAGGUCUUUGCGUCGGGAAGGGAGGCCUUUUUUUGUGUACCAAGGGACAUUCUUGUGCCUGGCGAGUCGUCAAACAUGCGUCUAGUCGACAUUGAUUCGUUUCCGAAGGAAGAAAAAAAAAAAAAAGAUAGAAACAAACAAACUUUUGUGGAAAAAAAAUAAAAUAAAAUAAAACAUUAAGAAAAAUUUACUCGACGCUUCCAGAUUUGUUGUUUCAGUGGUAAAACAGUUGGAGAAAGCGCUUUUCAAUAAAUUGAUGCAAAAAGAAUUAUUCACGCUUUUUUUGAUCAAGAUAAUUUAACCCAACUAAUUUUCAGUUGUAAAUCUGAUAACUUACAAAAAUCUCGUUCGCGGGACAAAUUAAUUAUUUAAUGACAAGUUAUUUCAAAACCAUUAAAAAGCAUACAAUAAAACUGUUGAACUCGUUUGUGAACAUAUCAUUAUUGUAUUAUUAACGGUAAGAAUAAUUUAUUUGAAGAAAGACAUAUUUUUUUUCAUAAAGACUUAUAUACUUUCUUAAAACGAAUUCAACCGCAUUAUA
Molecule: messenger RNA, 2509 nt
Organism: Copidosoma floridanum
Lineage: Eukaryota; Metazoa; Arthropoda; Insecta; Hymenoptera; Encyrtidae
Product: E3 ubiquitin-protein ligase MARCHF3
Biological process (GO): protein ubiquitination
Molecular function (GO): zinc ion binding; ubiquitin-protein transferase activity
Source: RefSeq, a predicted model, not a curated record